This is a messenger RNA of Thlaspi arvense, 1509 nucleotides long. The record is from the annotation of a GenBank genome assembly. Lineage: Eukaryota; Viridiplantae; Streptophyta; Magnoliopsida; Brassicales; Brassicaceae.
AUGGCAUCAGCUGGGGAGUCGGAGACAGCCUCGCGCCGUAUUUACGAGAGUUCGUCUCCCCUCGGCGCCUUCAACCAACCAAGGCCAUUCUCUCUGACUUCCAAGUCUCGCACAUGGGAAGACCACCAUUGUAGAUCUCUCAUCGGGCCUCUAAAUUCUCUCUCUCAGCAUCGCCGGAAUAUGAUGGACGGCGGUGACGGAACGCACGAAGCCCGAUCGGUCUUCAAUUUGGAGCCAGACGUUGCUGUUUCGUCACCAGUCACCAGACAGAAGGCCGCUGCGGCGAAGCAGUUCAUUGAGAAUCACUACAAGAACUACCUCCAAGGCUUGCAGGAUCGUAAAGAAAGGCGUCGAGCGGUGCAGAGGAAGGGCGCAAGAAGCGAAGAUGUCGAGCGAAGAAGAAGAGGAGAUGCUGAGGAACUUGGAACGCAGAGAACAGAGUACAUGAGAUUGCAGAGGCACAAAGUGGGAAUCGAUGACUUCGAGCAAUUGACUGUAAUUGUAAAGGUUAGACUAUGUCGAGCCAAAAGUACAGGAGAGAUUUAUGCUAUGAAGAAAUUGAAGAAAUCAGAGAUGCUUAGCCGUGGACAGGUUGAGCAUGUUCGUUCAGAAAGAAAUUUGCUAGUUGAGGUUGAUAGCCGAUGCAUCGUGAAACUCUCUUAUUCUUUCCAAGACUCUGAUUUUUUGUACCUUAUCAUGGAGUAUUUACCUGGUGAAAGCAUUCUAGCUAUUCAUUCAAUUCACCAGCACAGCUAUGUGCACAGGGACAUAAAGCCAGAUAAUCUGAUAUUGGAUAAAAAUGGCCAUUUAAAGCUUUCAGAUUUUGGGUUGUGCAAACCUCUUGAUGAUAAAUAUUCAACAAUGUUGUUGGAAGAUGGAGACCUCUUAUCUCAGGAUUCAACCCAAGAUAAUGAAGGGCAUGCUGGCUCUGAAAGGCCUCCUUGGUUAAUGCCAAAGGAGCAAUUGCAACAGUGGAAAAGAAAUCGUCGUGCACUUGCAUAUUCCACUGUUGGAACUCUUGAUUAUAUGGCACCUGAAGUUUUGCUUAAGAAAGGCUAUGGAAUGGAAUGUGACUGGUGGUCUCUGGGGCAAUCAUAUGACCCAAGGAUGACAUGUCGCAAGAUAAUAAAUUGGAAAACAUGCUUGAAAUUCCCGGAGGAGCCAAAAAUAUCAGAUGAGGCUAAGGAUCUAAUUUGUCGCUUGUUAUGUAAUGUUGAAACAAGGUUGGGCACAAGAGGAGUGGAAGAAAUAAAGGCACACCCAUGUUUAAAUGCAUUAAGUGGGACACUGCUGUAUGAAAUGGAGGCUGCCUACAGACCCACAGUCACUGGGGACUUGGAUACUCAAAAUUUUGAGAAAUUUCCUGAGGUGAGGAUACAGAUGGGUGAAGAUCCACCUUCCACAAUAACAAAAGUGGGUCCAUGGAGAAAGAUGUUGACUUCAAAAGAUGCUAACUUCAUAGGGUAUACUUUCAAGAAAUCUGACAUUUUGAAAUCAGUUGGAAGUUCA